AUUACUGUAACAAAAGAAAUCAUAGCUAACGAGAGUAGGCAGGGCAAAAAAAGAUUUGAGGGAACUUUCGUGAAGAGUAAUUAUUUAAAAAUCCCUGUUGAGCUCACAUAAUUCUGAUAAACUGGGAAAACGAAAAGGACAACAGCUAGGCUGUGCGAUCUAAUAGCCCCAGCAGACUGCUGGUAGGACCAGAAUACGACAAAGUUGCUAGCCUAUCCCUGCAGGUUGGCUGCUACCGUAUCAGCUGUAACAUUAUCCAGAGUAGCAGCUUCCGGUUCAAGUUCUCAUUGCUGUCUGCCUUAUUAGCUAGUUGAAGGUGGCGGCGGCGGCGUUUAACGAUGUCACAGAUGUGAUUUGGACACCCUGCCCUCCUCACCAGCCUUCAUCGAGACUCAGCUUCCUGUCCUCCUCUUCUUCCCCAGUGUCCCAGUGUGUGAUCCCUCCCUCAGCAUGACCCUGUCAACUCUCCUGCCCCAGGCUUUGCUGCUGCUGAUGCUGCCCUGUGGGACUCUGGCCUCCCACAGCAGCAACCCCACCUUACUGGACCACCACACCACCUUACUGGAACAAAACAUCACCACGGACCAGGGACACUGCCAACAGCUAUGCAAGCUCAAUAAAACAUGCAAUCGCUAUAUCUUCUGGAAGGAGAGAUCCACAUGCUUUCUGUUGAAAUGCUUUAAUGUGUCAGACUGCCCAGAUGUCUCUGUGGAGGAACUAUUUCCUGGAGAAGAGCUUGACAGUGGUGUCCUCCAGUCUGACGGCAACUCACCCGGAACGCUCCAGGAUGCCGACAGCGCAGCCGACAGUCCGAGCAGUGGAGGAAGGGCCCCUCCCUCCCCCCCUCCCUCCCUCAACUCCUCUCCUGUGAGGGGCAGCAGUGGAGGGCUGUCCGCAGGGGACUCUCUCCUCAACAACACUUCAACUCUGUCACUGCUGCAUACGCCGCCUGAGAACCCACACCAGGGUGGAAAUGUGUCAGACCAGGGUGGAGAUGUGUCACACCAGGGUGGAGAUGUGUCACACCAGGGUGGAGAUGUGUCACACCAGGGUGGAGAUGUGUCACACCAGGGUGGAGAUGUGUCACACCAGGGUGGAGAUGUGUCACACCAGGGUGGAGAUGUGUCAGACCAGGGUGGAAAUGUGUCACACCAGGGUGGAGAUGUGUCACACCAGGGUGGAGAUGUGUCACACCAGGGUGGAGAUGUGUCACACCAGGGUGGAGAUGUGUCACACCAGGGUGGAGAUGUGUCACACCAGGGUGGAGAUGUGUCACACCAGGGUGGAGAUGUGUCACACCAGGGUGGAGAUGUGUCACACCAGGGUGGAGAUGUGUCACACCAGGGUGGAGAUGUGUCACACCAGGGUGGAGAUGUGUCACACCAGGGUGGAGAUGUGUCACACCAGGGUGGAGAUGUUGAGAACCCACACCAGGAUGGUAACAUCUCCACCCAAGCCCCAGCAUUGCACAUGUCACACGAGCCAACGAGCUGGAGCCCUGAGGAGACGACCAUGACCAGCGCCAGCAGGGCGACCACACCAGUGAUAACAUCAGGAUCAACUACAGCAUUAUCAGCGACUGUGCCAACAACCACCACGACUACUGCAAUUCAACAACCUACUAUAGCAACAAUGCCAACAUCACCAAUAACUUCAUCAACAACAACAACAUCAUCAUCAACAACAACAUCGACAACAACAACAUCAUCAUUAACAACAACAUCCGCUGCCUCUGGGCCUCUAGAAACGGAACACAAGCCAUCGACCUCUGACCCCCCUGGCCCUGGAGCGACCUCAUACCUUCCAUCCUCCUCCUCCACUGCGGCUGGAUCCAUGAUCGCUGACGUGGAGGGGAAGAGGGGGGGCAUCAUGGACGUGGCCGGAAGCCCUCUGACCAAACAGCUGGUGGACACCAGCUCCCUAUUGGCUGUCCUGCUGUUUGGCCUCCUCUUCUUCCUGGUUACGGUUGUCAUGUUUGUGACUCAGGCCUAUGAGAGUUACCACAGGAAGGACUACACACAGGUGGACUAUCUGAUCAACGGCAUGUACUCAGACUCAGGGGUGUGAUGGGCCAGACUGUGUUUACUUUUGCCAACAUGCUUUCAGUUAUUGAACUUUUUUUGAUUUAGUAUUUUCUAAAAGCACAUGGUUCUGUUGUUUCACAUGUUGUCAGAGUAUCAUUCUACCCCCCCAGGGAUGGUUGAGGGGACAUGGUUCAUAAAGUUAACAGUUAAAACUGUUUUGAUUGUCAGAGUUGCGCCAGUCUCUAUUUGAGACUUUUCUGUCUUAAGGUUUUACCCACCAAAUGCACACAGAGAUUGACUUACGAGGCACACACUGUGUAAGCUGUCCCCAGCUGUGAGCCUUAUUCAGACCAUACAAUCUUCUACAGGUUGAGUUCUGUACCUCCAGGUCGAGAUGUGUACCUCCAGGCCUGAGGGGGUUUCUGUGUUUGUGGUUAUGUUUCCAACCAUUCAGCAGUGUGUUCAUACUGCUAACUGCUAACCCUGCAUGUGUCUUAAAGGGGCUUUCACUUUAAACAACAAAUUGAAAUUAAAUAUUUUAAUAGUGCAUAACAAUGAGUAUUUGCUGGGUAUAACUUGGAUAGUUCUGACUAACCCCCAUGAACGUUUAUAGUGGUGUUUGCUCACACGUUACACAGUUUGUGGGUUGCAGAAAGCACAUUAACUUUGUACCCACCCACUAUGUGUUUUAUGUAUGAUCUCAAAAUGUUAUAGAUUUUGAGGAAGGUUUUUCUUUAAGUUUCUCAGAAUGGUUUUUCCAGAUACAUUCCAGAGGGAAUGAAUGUUAUCUGGUCUUAGAUUUCUAUGCAGUUGAUACUUCCACAUGGCUGCCCCAUAGGAGAAUGGCCAAAGACUGUUGUAAUCAGUUCAUUUCCUCUCAUGUCAUUUUGGGUUGCUUUGUAAAUUGGGUUGAAAAGGUGUAGCCUAAUCAUUUUCUUUGUUUACAUUCGGCUUGUGUCCACCUGUAUGGUUCUUACAGUCCAGUGUCGACCGUAGUCGUAAUGAGCAGCUAGUCUGUGAUGAAGGGAAUCCAUGUUGUCUUUUUUCCUUGACCAGAUUCAUUUGUUUGUCUCUACUCUCAAAUUUUUCUGGAUGCCAAAACUAUCACUGUAGCACUAAAGCACAUUAACGCAGUUGAGCCAAGGGAAUUGUUUAGCCAUUAUGAAUGAACUCCAUUCCACGACAUCGAGGAUAGAGAGCUCAGAGACCAAAGGAGACACCUUGAAGGCAGCUCUGUCAAGGCCGGGCGUGCAGGUCUGCUGAAUGUGAUAUGUGCCAACUGAAGUCCUUACUAAUGCACUUGUGAAGAAGGAUGUUAUUUGCAGUAACAAAUUGAGAAAUAAAGGUGGUGAAAGAAGGAUGUUACUUCUAUCCUUUUUUGCCAAGUAUUUCGACAAGUGUCAACAAUCUGUGGAAGAUCUUUAAAUAUAGUAUAAUAUAUGGAGCAUCAUAGCAGUAGUAUUGUAUAAUAUAGUAAAGUAUACUUUAUUAAAGUCAAGUAUUAGUUAUGUGUAUCAGAUGGA
Messenger RNA from Osmerus eperlanus (European smelt), 3547 nucleotides. RefSeq lists its product as uncharacterized. Lineage: Eukaryota; Metazoa; Chordata; Actinopteri; Osmeriformes; Osmeridae. The transcript is spliced from 4 exons. The record is from RefSeq and is a predicted model, not a curated record. Bases 451 to 2067 code for a protein of 538 amino acids.